Anolis sagrei ordinatus is the source of this 2255-nucleotide messenger RNA. It is a transcript of the gene PACSIN2, whose product is annotated as protein kinase C and casein kinase substrate in neurons 2. Lineage: Eukaryota; Metazoa; Chordata; Lepidosauria; Squamata; Anolidae. Gene Ontology annotation, molecular function: protein binding; phospholipid binding. The record is from RefSeq and is a predicted model, not a curated record. Gene Ontology annotation, cellular component: endosome; plasma membrane; cytoplasm. Gene Ontology annotation, biological process: plasma membrane tubulation; caveola assembly; regulation of endocytosis.
GCUCGGACACGGCAGAGGAGCAGGAGUGGAGCAGGAGUGGAGCAGGGCGGGGCGGGGGGAGUCGCCGGCCGCUCGGUUCUUCUCCGUCUUCUUCCCGGAGAGACGCGUCAGCGCAGCGCCCGCCGAGGUCAAGAGCGAGGAAAGACUUUGAAGAACUUUUAUAUGUAAGAUCCUGAAUUGCGAGUGACACCUUGAGAUGUCUGGCUCAUAUGAUGACUCUGUUGGAGUAGAGGUUUCUAGUGAUAGCUUCUGGGAGGUUGGAAAUUAUAAGCGGACAGUGAAACGGAUUGAUGAUGGCUAUAGACUUUGUAGUGAUCUUAUGAAUUGUAUUCAUGAGCGGGCAAGGAUAGAAAAGGGCUAUGCUCAGCAGUUAACAGAAUGGGCAAAGAGAUGGAAACAGCUUGUAGAAAAAGGGCCACAAUAUGGAACUGUUGAAAAGGCCUGGCAUGCAUUUAUGUCUGAAGCUGAAAAAGUAAGUGAACUACAUUUAGAAGUAAAAGGUGCCCUAAUGAAUGAGGACUUUGAAAAGAUAAAGAACUGGCAGAAGGACUCCUUUCACAAGCAAAUGAUUGGUGGAUUUAAGGAAACGAAAGAAGCUGAAGAUGGCUUUAGAAAAGCCCAGAAACCAUGGGCGAAAAAGUUAAAAGAGGUGGAAGCUGCUAAGAAAGCAUACCAUGCAGCCUGUAAGGAAGAAAAACUUGCUAUAUCCAGAGAAACUAAUAGCAAAGCUGACCCAGCCCUUAAUCCAGAACAGCUAAAGAAACUACAAGACAAAGUGGAUAAAAGUAAACAGGAUGUGCUUAAGACUAAAGAAAAGUAUGAAAAAUCUCUUAAAGACCUUGACAAUACUACACCACAGUAUAUGGAAAACAUGGAACAAGUUUUUGAGCAGUGUCAGCAGUUUGAGGAAAAACGGCUCCGUUUUUUCAGAGAAGUGUUAUUGGAAGUUCAGAAACAUCUUGACUUAUCUACUGUUGCAAGUUAUAAAAAUAUCUAUCGUGAUUUGGAGCAGAACAUUAAAGUAGCAGAUGCUGUUGAAGAUUUAAGGUGGUUCAGAGCGAAUCAUGGCCCAGGCAUGUCAAUGAACUGGCCCCAGUUUGAGGACUGGUCAGCUGAUCUGAACCGCACUCUCAGUAGGAGAGAGAAGAAAAAAGCUGCAGACGGAGUAACUUUGACUGGUAUUAACCAGACAGGAGAUCAAGUUUCACAGCAGAAAAAUAGCAGCAACCUUAGUGUCCCGAGUAACUCAGUGCAGUCAGUACAGUCAAGUUACAAUCCUUUUGAAGAUGAAGAGGAUACUGGAAGUACUGUCAGUGAGAAGGAGGACAAUAAAAUCAAAAAUGUUAGUAGUUACGAGAAAAGCUAUGGGGCAGAGUGGUCCGAUGAAGAGACAAACAACCCAUUUUCAUCCAAUGAUGCUCAAGGAGAAACUAAUCCAUUUGAUGAGGAGACCUCCCCUACAACGGAAGUGAGAGUGCGGGCAUUGUACGAUUAUGAAGGCCAAGAGCAUGAUGAACUCAGCUUUAAAACUGGGGAAGAGCUAACUAAAGUAGAAGAUGAAGAUGAACAAGGCUGGUGCAAAGGUCGCUUGGAUAAUGGACAAGUUGGUCUCUAUCCAGCAAACUACGUGGAGCCAAUCCAGUGAUGCAUAUUUAACAGUGCUGCAGUACCUGUCCGCCAGGGAGAUGCUAGAGGGAAACUGGUAGAAAUGUGUGUAUAUUUCUUUUAAUGCAGCUGAAUGAUGGAUCGAUAACUUUAUUCUCUGGGAAUCAUCUAAUGAUUGAAGCUGAAAUUGGAAGAUAGGUAACCUAUAUGCAGCACAAACAACAAGACAGGAAAAAAGUAGUGCAAGCAGAAAAAGAUGAUUUUUAGCACCUGUUGCCAGUUCAGUUUUAUCAUGGCAUUUGUAUAUUAAGAUUUUGCUGAGUUUAUGCCUCAACCCAGUAUUCUGGGUGGUGGUUUAUUUUGGCUCUUACUUAAAUCAGCUAUUUUAAGUGACCUUCUGUAAUUUGCAAUUUGAUUUUUUUAAAGGAUUGCAAUUUUUGUAUCUGUUCUUAGCAAUAUUUGAGAGAUGCAUUUUUUUAUUUAAAGGCUAUUUAGUGUGCCAUUUCUCGAUAUGUGGUUCACUGACGGUUACUACUUAAAUUAUGAUUCAGAUGUAUUCCCCAGUCCACACUGUACUGUUCUCUUUUUCAUGCUGUAGGCAUGCCAUAAUGGUGCAAAUGCCAUAUUGUGCCUGUUGCAGAACAGUGUAU